Prionailurus viverrinus (fishing cat) is the source of this 1863-nucleotide messenger RNA. It is a transcript of the gene CTSE, whose product is annotated as cathepsin E. Gene Ontology annotation, biological process: proteolysis. The coding region runs from base 59 to 1249 and encodes 396 amino acids. Lineage: Eukaryota; Metazoa; Chordata; Mammalia; Carnivora; Felidae. The record is from RefSeq and is a predicted model, not a curated record. Gene Ontology annotation, cellular component: endosome. The transcript is spliced from 9 exons. Gene Ontology annotation, molecular function: aspartic-type endopeptidase activity.
GAGAAGGGGCAAGGAAGGCCACGACAGAGCAAGGCAGAAGCUGCUGGUUGGGCCCACGAUGAAAAGAGUCGUUCUUUUGCUGCUGGUGCUCCUGGACUUGGGACUGACUCAAAAAACACUCCACAGGGUGCCCCUCAGGAGGCAUCCGUCCCUCCGGAAGAAGCUGCGGGCACGGGGCCAGCUCUCUGAGUUCUGGAAAUCCCAGAAUUUGGACAUGAUCCAGUACACCGAGGCCUGCACGAUGAGCCAGGGUGCCAACGAGCCCCUCAUCAACUACAUGGAUACAGAAUACUUUGGCUCCAUCUCCAUUGGCUCUCCACCGCAGAACUUCACCGUCAUCUUUGACACUGGCUCCUCCAACCUCUGGGUCCCUUCCGUGUACUGCAUGAGCCCAGCCUGCAAGACACACGCCAGGUUCUACCCUUCCCAGUCCAACACAUACAGCGCACUGGGGAAUCAUUUCUCCAUUCAAUACGGGACUGGGAGCUUGUCUGGAAUCAUUGGAACCGACCAAGUCUAUGUGGAAGGACUGCUUGUGGUCGGCCAGCAAUUUGGAGAGAGUGUCACGGAGCCUGGCCAGACCUUUGUGAACGCAGAGUUUGAUGGAAUUCUGGGCCUGGGAUACCCCUCCUUGGCUGUGGGAGGGGUGACCCCGGUGUUCGACAACAUGAUGGCACAGAACCUGGUGGACAUACCCAUGUUUUCUGUGUACAUGAGCAGUGACCCAGAAAGUGGUGUGGGGAGUGAGCUGAUUUUCGGAGGCUAUGACCAUUCCCAUUUCUCUGGGAAUCUGAACUGGGUCCCGGUCACCAAGCAAGGCUACUGGCAGAUUGCACUGGAUGUAAUCCAGGUGGGAGGCACAGUGAUGUUCUGCUCUGAGGGCUGCCAGGCCAUUGUGGACACAGGGACUUCCCUCAUCACGGGCCCCUCCGACAAGAUCAAGCAGCUGCAGAAGGCCAUUGGGGCAGAGCCCAUGGAUGGAGAAUAUGCUGUGGAGUGUGCCAACCUCAACGUCAUGCCGGAUGUCACCUUCAUCAUCAACGGAGUCUCCUACACCCUCCAACCGACUGCCUACACCCAGCUGGACUUUGUGGAUGGAAUGGAGUUUUGCAGCAGUGGCUUUCAAGGUCUUGACAUCCAGCCCCCAGCUGGGCCCCUCUGGAUCCUGGGUGAUGUCUUCAUUAGACAGUUUUAUUCAGUCUUUGAUCGUGGGAAUAACCGUGUUGGGCUGGCCCCGGCAGUCCCCUAAGGCGUGGCCUUGCCCAUGCGUCUGCCUGCCUGCUUGCCUGAAGCCCUUUAGAAAUUCAGCUGUGCCUGGGAGGUUGGGGCAUUCUUCACAGCUGUCAGAAAGUCACUGCAAUUGUUCCAAAGCCGCAAUUUGAAUUGGGACCAAAUAGAGCAUGAGAACAUACACACCCACUCGCACGCUUCACACAUUUCACACACACCCACGUCCACACCUCCUCCACCACCAUCAUGAUGGAAGAAUUAAGUGGCAUGCCCAUACUUUGUAUUGCUUUUUGCUAGCAUUUUCUUUUGGAAAUCUCCAAACAUGUACCCAAACAGAGAUGAUAGCACAAUAAAUCCCUGUGGACCCCAGCCGCAUUUCAUAACCCACCAGCAUGUAGCCAGGCCUGUUUUAUCUGGAGCGCCUCUCCUCCUCUCUCCAGCCCACACACCUGCAUUAUUCUGAGGCAAAUUCUUGGUAUCAUAUCUUAAAUCAUCACUGCAACGAUUCACCCAUAUAUCCCUCUACGAUUCUUAAAUACGCAAUCAGCGUUCAAAUGUUGUCUGUUGUCUAGGAAAUGUUGGGUCAUUUUCAUGGCCGACUUGUCUGUAUCAGGAUGCAAAUAAAGUUCACAA